Molecule: messenger RNA, 1338 nt
Organism: Eruca vesicaria subsp. sativa (arugula)
Lineage: Eukaryota; Viridiplantae; Streptophyta; Magnoliopsida; Brassicales; Brassicaceae
Source: the annotation of a GenBank genome assembly
GCGAAACAGGGGAGAAUAGGGUAGAUAAAUCGAUUCAAGCUUCUCUGCUGCUCAUAAGAGAGUAACAAUGGCUGCUGCUUCAGAAGAAGUAGUGAAGGAUGUUGGAAAAGCAAUUGUUGAGGAGCCUGUUGGUGAAAAGAGAGAAAGAGGAGAGGAGGCUGAAACAUUGGCGCCAUGGGAGCAACACGCUAACAUCAUAAGCAUCCCACGGUUUGAUUACACAGCUCCUUCUUCUCUGCUUCAUCAUUCUCAUUCCGGCUUCCUCGUCACUUGCAGCAUCAAAAGGGAGAAAAGUGCUACCAAAGAGGUCAUGUCCAUCCUUGGAAAGGUGUUAUUGCCUAUAGGUGAGGAGAAAGCUGAAGUUUUGAAGUCUUCUGAUACUAAAAGACAAAAAAUUUGUGGACAAGAGACAGGAGAAGACGAAGGGAAGACCACCUUGCAGGAAACAGGUGAAAAUCCAAGUGUUGAGGAUCUCAAAUCGGUUAAAGAGAGUGUUAGUGAAGAACAUAAGUCCAUCAUGUCAUUGGUUAAGCUGACAAAGAGUGGCUUGCUUCUCUUUACUUUCCCUGUUGAGAAGUCUAUGGAUACUACAGAUAUUGUGUCGAGAAUCUUCCAGUGUAUGGAAUCUGGAGCUCUCAAGGCACCAGUCUGGUGCCAUCGGAUAUUCCCUGUACAAGCUACUUGUGCUUUGACAGAGAAAGAACUUCAGGAAACAGUAUCAAAGCUUGUUCAGCGGUUUGUAAAUGAUAAACAAAAUACACUAUCCAAACCUGUGAAGUUUGCAGCUGGGUAUAAUCGAAGAGGUGUGGAGGAGACAAAAGGAAAGGUUCAGAAAGCAUCAGAGGUUCUAGAUCAAUGUCCUUUGCUGGACCGCACUAAAUGCUUUGAAACUGUUGCGGCCGGAGUGAAAGCCGUUGUACCAGAUUCAGUUGUGGAUCUUAAAUCUCCAGAGUUAUGUGUUCUGGUGGAACUCUUACCGCUCUCUAGAAUACCAAAUGGCUCCUAUGUAGCUGCUGUUUCAGUGCUUCCACAUAGGCUAGUCAGCACAAAGCCUAAACUCGUGAUCAAGCCUCUAGUUGCAGAGACCAAACAGAAGAAGGGACAAAACUGAUGAGUGACAUGUCAUAACAGCAAUUGAGUUUUUAUAGAGCUUUAAAAGAUCAGUUGAAGUCGUAUCUAUCUGUUUUCGUUUAGCUAUGUCUUUUGCUUUCAAUGUCUCUCAUGGCAUUAACAAGUUUGAUGAGCAAUGUUGUGUACUUACAAAAGAUCAGUUGAUGGUGUUUGACUUAGAAAAGAAAUUCUGUUUGAUUGGAUACUGAUUUUAUAUUCAUAUUCCGG